GCAUACUGAUCUUACAGCGAAAGGGGGCGUGUGUUUUGCGUGUGGGCUAGCUAGCUGGCUAGCCAUGUCUCCGUUCUCUCCGCUUCUCUUUCUCGCUCUCGCAAGCGUGUCCUAUGCACAGGAUGGCUCCGACGCUCCCGUGUUUGAGCCGCUGUUUUCCUCUGGCGAAGUGACGUUCACGGUCAUAGAAAGAGCAACAAAAGGUACGGAGGUGGGGCUGGUGCGAGCGCAAGGUCUACCGCAAGAGACGGUGUUGUACGGAGUGGAGGACCUGGGAGACGAGUGGGAAGGGGCAUUCGAGAUCGGCUCCAGCUCGGGCGAGAUCGCAGUCGGUCCCAACGGCGUAAAUAUUCUCGUCAUUAGCGGUGCACCGCUGUCCAUUAGGUUUGGUGUUUUUGCCUACUACGAGUCGGCAGGUCUCCACGGAAAUAGGUCGAUUCUAUCAGUGACUGUUCAAAUUGAAGACGUGAACGACAGCCCCUAUUUCGAGGACAUUGAUACCCAAAUCUUCGUUGAGAGUGUGGCAGUAGGAGACGUACUGAGGAGGAUCACGGCCACCGAUAAUGAUCUUGGAGUAAACGCGGCUCUGGAGUACUCCCUCCAUCAGAUCAGCAGACCCGGUGGAGACACGGAGGAUUCGUUCUCCAUCCACCGCUACACGGGAGAUCUGACAGUUACCAUGAGUCUUAGUGUCGGCUUCGAAUACCAGCUCACCAUAACAGCCACCGACGAAGGAGAACCAUCGCUGAGUGCUAGCAUCAAUGUCACCAUUGUAGACGAUCCAGUUCCCCCUGUGUUUGACCAGAGAGUGUAUGAAGUUGAGCUACUAGAGUUCACCAACAAAACCAGAGUGUCCGUUGUGAAUGUAUCAGCCACUGCAACAGAUGAAGACGAAGUCGUAUACUCCAUAAUUAAAUGGAGUCCGGCUCCAGAGGGGUUGAAUUUCACCGUGGGUUCAUCAACUGGUUAUCUGUAUGCAACUGGGACCCUUGAUAGGGAGACCUUCUCCCGCUAUACCAUCACUGUAGAGGCCUAUGCGUACGUUGGUGCCCCAAGUGAAGCUACUGUUGUACUUCACGUGGGAGAUGUCAACGAACCUCCGCAGUUUUCGAGAAGCCACUACAGUGCCGCCGUAUCGGAAGGGGCGGAGCUUGGGUAUCUCUUCUACUCUUCUGUCAUGGCAACCGACAGAGACAAGGGGCUGUCAAAUUCUGAAGUGACCUACUCAUAACCUCCCUCUUCCUUUGUCUCGGUCCUAACUUCAUCUCACAACCGGUGUGUUUCUGAGAAUCCCUCCUCCCCUCCAAUUCACCCUCUUCAGUUGUGACACCAGUUAGCAGUGAGUGGAGACAAGGGUUGAGUCAACUGUACAGAUCAUGCAGCAGCAGAAGCAGAUGCUGUACAAAAGAGUGGCCGAAGCAGAGAGGAGCCCAUUCUUCCUCCAUCCUCAUCAAGUCACUUCCAUCUACCCCUUCCUCCCCUUCACCCCAUCAGUCGCAGGGACCCCCACCGCCAACAAUUCUCUGGGAAAUACCGGGAAAUUCUCCCCGGGGGUCUACCCGCUCGUGCAACAGAGCCCCCCUAAUCUAGGUCUAACGAUGAUCAACCCGGGCUCGUCCAUUCUGACUCCGCCUUCUUCGGUGUCAACUUCGGCAACUCUCACGACACAGGCAAAUUCGGCCACUAUGAGCGUCGUUGUCUCUUCCUCUCAACCCCAGUCGACUGGCACAGGAGGAAGAGGAGGAACCGCUAACUGUGUUCUGACCAGCCUCACCACCCCUACCACGCCCCCUCGCACAUCGUACUCUGCACAGCUCUACGCACCCUUUGUCAAGUGCCCCAUGUCACCCCCGACCCCUUCCGGCAUUGCGACGCUCAGCGUCCUCUCCCCGUGGAACAUUGCUGCCAUGUCUCAAAUCGGGAUCCCCUCGCCACCCACCGACCCACCAAGCUCUUCAUCUUCCGCUUCAAAAACCAGAAGGUCCUUGGAUCACCCCACACCUUCUUCUUCUUCCUCAAACUCGACCUCUUCUUCCAGUGCUGCCGUGACCUGGAACCCUUGCUCUGUGUCUGCAGGCCCCACAACGGCACCGAUUCUCCCUCAGCACAUCCUGUCUCCUCGCCCGGGCUUCACUUCCAUCCAAUCCCCACUCAGCUACCUCCACGCCUCGCCCCUCUCCCCCAUGAUGCUCAUCCAGUCGCCCUACGCCUCCAGCAUCUCUUCUUGCCCGAGCGUAAGCUCGUCCAGUGGCUGUUCCAGUGACGGCGGGGCCAGUUUCACCACGGGGCUCCAGGUCAUAAACUACGCCCCCUCGGAGUACCAUGUCGGUCCGCGAAGACCGCUCUCUGAGAAGCUCACCGAGGAAGACAUUGUGAGCGAAGGUGCCAAUAGUUCGGGUCGAAACACACCCGUAGAUCCCAUGGACGGGGACGAUAACCGCGACACUGACACUCCCCACCAGAACGUGAGCGUCUUUUCUACGGCAUCGCAACAGCAACAGCCGACGGCUAGCGGUGGAGACGUCGUUCAGACUUUCACUCAGUUUGCAAUCACGUCUCAGGGCCCGUCGAUUAUUCAGCCGAGCACCCCAAGGUCCCUAAUGGCUCAGAGCGGUGGGGCGGCCAGACACACACCGUCGGGACUCCAACCCACUACCCAUGCGGCUGUGGUGGACCUCACCAAGAGCACAACCAGUGGCGGGUCGGGUCGUCGAAGAGUUUCUGGGCACAUCGGGAGCGUCGACGCCGUGGCCUACCCAUACUCUGUGGAGAGUGGCACCCACUCCAUGCACCCCAUGUCCGAAGAGUCAUCGUCCCACGGAUAUGUAUCUAGUGUUCUACAGAGCUCCUCGGGAGAGAGACCAAGUUCCGGGGUGUCCAGCAUGUCUUCCAGUCUGUCCAGCAGAGAAUCGACACCAGACCCCGAGGAACCAGAGCCCCUCCCAUCAAUCAGUGGCUCCGCCCUCUCCCAGGACCCGUCUCCACACGGUCUCUCUGCCGGUCUGGGUGGCUCAAUAGUGGGCGGGGCCACUCAUCCACACCACCACGUUGCCGCUCAAGGAUCGGACACUUUCUGUCUCGUCCCUGGGAGACUGUCUCUUCUGUCAUCGACUCAGAAAUACAAGGUCACGGUGGACGAGGUGCGACGAAGACUGUCUCAUCCAGAGUGCCUCAAUGCCUCUGUUCUUGGAGGAAUACUCAGAAGAGCCAAAUCAAAGAACGGAGGUCAUGUACUGAGACAGAGACUGGACUCCAUCGGUCUCUCCCUGCCUCCCGGUCGGAGGAAGGCCACCGAGCUCUCCCUCCUCACCUCCCUCGUGGAAGGAGAAGCAACCCACUUGUCGUCAGACUUCAGGAGGAUAUGUGAGACGUACUUCCCUCACGUGGAGCUGGCUCAGAUCAUAGCGAGACAACACGUGGGGACACCUCAGGCCCAGCACAGGGUCUCCAUGGUCAAGGCGGCUCAGUAAGUUCACCUGACCUCUCUCUGUCUGUGUAUAUAUAUAACAUUGUCCAAAGAGGACUCCUUUUAUACAAUGCAGUGUGGUCACUGUAGGUUGGAGACGGCGGAAUUUGUGUUGGGGAAAAUCCAUUGUCUAGCAAACAAUGAUGCACAGUUGCUAGAACAUGCAACACAUUAUGAAAAGUGCAAAUUGGAAGUACACAAAGCAUAAUUAUAGUGUGGACAGUGCGUUCACAUAAAGAAUCCAAAAAAUCGCACAAUGAAACAACCAGGUCUCGCGGAUUAUGUUUUAACAUUGUGUAUUAUAAUUCAUUUCCCUCUCUUUUUCUCUCUACCCUCACUUUCUCCUCCUGCCUUCCCCAACGCUCCCCUCUCUCACCAUCUCCCACACAGACUGGUGAUAUCGGAGCUCCAAGCCAUGCUCACUGCAGUCGGAGGACCCAGCAACGUCAAGGCCAACGACCCCAACAACCCGUACCCAGGCCUCACCAACUUCUCCCUCCUCACCCACGGCUUUGGAAACCCGGCCAUCAACACCAGUCUCACCGUGGUACAGACUUACCUCCAGGAACUUCUGGCCUUCUACGACGGACGGAAAGCGGUCCAGCCCGAGAACAGGUUCUCGACGUUUGGUGGGGAAAACGUCCACCUUGGAGCCGGCCAGUUUGUCAACGGGUUGCCCCAUCCUGUGUAUGCCAUCCCAAAUACGGAUCCUCAAUCUGCUCACCAUAGUCAAUCUUCAACUGUAAUGAAACAAGAGCCCAUUGGCUCUCCGAGACACGCCACCGUAUAGCUCUCUCUCUCUCUCUUCUCUCCUUCUUUCUUGUAUUAAUGGUCAUGUAUUUCUCUCUCCAACUCCCCACUAUCUAUAUAUUUCUGUAGCAUUAUGAUACUAUUAUUAUGUGUCCACGUGCAAUCUAUUAUCUGGAAAGGAUUUUAUUCAACUCUUGCACCAACAGACCGGAAUCACUCAUUGACUACUCAAAUCAAAACGACGACAAUCUCUAUUUUUCUUAUACUCUCACCCUAUUCAUUCAUGUGCGUGCAUCACUGCAAAGCUCCUCCAAACGUCACCUCACUUAUUGUCAUAUUUUCUGUAUACACCUGUGUAUAGUAACUGCCUCUGUUACUUCAACUGAAAAGUGAAUAAUUAUUGUGUUCA
Molecule: messenger RNA, 4625 nt
Organism: Geodia barretti
Lineage: Eukaryota; Metazoa; Porifera; Demospongiae; Tetractinellida; Geodiidae
Source: the annotation of a GenBank genome assembly